GGGGCGGGGAAAUCGGGACUGGCGAGCCGGCCUGCUGAGGAGAAGCCUCGAAGCGGGCAAGGGAGGGAGGCGGUGCUUUACCCCGCUGUGGCCACUGAGACAGAAGCGUCCGGGACGGCGAGCAUGGCCGAGGGGGCUUAUCACAAUGCUUUCAGAUUCUUAAAUCGCUGUGAACAAGAAGUCUUUGGAGACUGAGCUAUCCUAAGUGCAGAAGGACCAGGAAGAAGGACUUAGUGCCAAUGCAGCAACAAAAAAGACAACCAGAGUUAGUGGAAGGAAAACUUCCCGUCUUUGUAUUUCCUACCGAACUUAUAUUUUAUGCUGAUGACCAGGCGACGCACAAGCAGGUGUUGACUCUCUAUAACCCCUAUGAGUUUGCCUUAAAAUUCAAAGUUCUGUGUACAACUCCAAAUAAAUAUGUUGUUGUGGAUGCUGCAGGUGCAGUGAAGCCUCAGUGCUGCAUUGAUAUAGUGAUUCGCCACCGAGAUGUUCGACCUUGCCAUUAUGGAGUGAUUGAUAAAUUUCGGCUCCAAGUCUCUGAGCAAAGCCAGAGGAAAGCCCUAGGAAGGAAGGAAGUGAUUGCUACUCUGCUCCCCACUGCGAAAGAGCAGCAGCAGAAAGAAGAGGAAGAAAAGAGGCUGAAGGAGCAUCUUGCUGAAAGUGUGUUUCUGGAGCAGACUUUGUGUCAGCCAGGUAAUCCGAAAACAGAAUUGCCUCAUCAGGGCCUAGUUUACUCACAGUCUUUGUGGGAAUCCUGUGCAUUGCUGCUCUCAUGCUUCCCACAUUGGGAGAAUUGGAUUCCCUGGUGCCUCUCUACCUCCAUUUGAGCGUGAAUCAGAAGUUAGUAGCUGCUUAUGUAUUAGGUCUCAUCACCAUGGUUAUCCUAAGAACAUGAGUGAUACUUUAAUUGGAUGCGAACAUUCUUUUUUUAAAAAGGUGUUAUAAAUUCACAUCAUGAAUGUGAACUGCCUUUGACUCCCAUUUGGCUCAUUAAGAUGCUAUGGAAAAAUUGUUCAGUGAUUUACAGUACCUUUUUUUAAAGCAAUGUUUUAACUAUGUUUAGCUGAAACAAUUCAAGCAUUUGGCUACGCUUCUGUUACAGACAGCUACCUAACGCUCAACGAGUAUACCUGUGAAAGGAACCUGGAGCAACUUUUAUAUUUACGUCUACCGUACAGAAUUCUUAUUAAAGAAAUACUCUGUUUGUUUUAAAAUUCAUGUUCGCAUCUGUGUUUGAUCACCGUGAACCCCAGCAGAUACGUCUGCAAUGUUAAUUUGUCUUUUCCCUGUCUGUAUUGCCAUUAGUGCUAAAUGACUGUAUGUAGCGCUAUCAGUAUCAAGAUGGCAGAACAUUAUUCAGAACUGAUUACCCGACAGUGAACAUUUUAUAAAAAGGCAGCGGCGGCAGGCAGUAUUGUGUUUACAUAGUGAACUAGUUUGUUGAUACAUCCUUUCCCAGUGCGAGACGCAGGACUGUGCUAUCCAUUUUGUCCGGCUUAAUCGCCUCAGUUCCUUUGCGUUGAGGCUUACCUAGCUAAUUUUCAGCAAAGAUGAUCUUCGUACAGAAUCCACUCCAUCUUGGGGGUGGGAUGCAGACUAACAUUCCCUUAACCGGUACUGUCUACUUGAUUAUGCAUCGAAACUAAGACAGUGCCUCUGUCCACAGGCGUGUGAGAUACGUGCUUGGUCUCCCUCUUGCAAAAACUGAAACUGACUUUGAGGAUGAAUGUCUCUCACAUUAUUUGUCCAUGGAAAUGCGUUCUUGUCCACUUCAGCCCAGUCUUUUUUGUUCAGUUCGGAAGGAAACCCUGUUUUCUUCUCUGGACGUGGUGGUUCUGUUUCUGGUUCCCCCCCCCCCUCCUCAUCUAUCCAUGUUUCUUAAAGGUCUAAUGCACUUUGACUAUGUAAGGAAUGUUUUGGAAGAUUAAACCUUUGCACCCACCCUC
Molecule: messenger RNA, 1946 nt
Organism: Python bivittatus (Burmese python)
Lineage: Eukaryota; Metazoa; Chordata; Lepidosauria; Squamata; Pythonidae
Gene: MOSPD1
Product: motile sperm domain containing 1
Cellular component (GO): cytoplasm
Source: RefSeq, a predicted model, not a curated record